Molecule: messenger RNA, 2901 nt
Organism: Astyanax mexicanus (Mexican tetra)
Lineage: Eukaryota; Metazoa; Chordata; Actinopteri; Characiformes; Acestrorhamphidae
Exons: 4
Coding region: 61-1647 (528 amino acids)
Molecular function (GO): protein dimerization activity
Source: RefSeq, a predicted model, not a curated record
CAUGGUUUAUAUUUAUAAUCUGAAUCAGAUCAAACCCCUUCUGAUCGAACUGAGCUCAUCAUGAUUACUACUAAAAGGACAGUCUACAUCGAGAAGACCCGGGCCACACAGAGUCAGAGCAUGGACCUGAGGCAGAAGCUGGGCCAAAAAAAGGAUGGCCUGGCUAAACGAAAGAGAUCACCAGAGACAGCACAUGAUAUGGAUCUUAGGAAAAAGCUGGGGAAAAGAAGCCGGCUCUUUGAGGAAGAACCCACGAGACAACCUGCAACAUCUAAAGAUCUUAAACCGUCCCCUUGGCUGAACAUGAUUAUCACUGACCUACACCCUCCCACUUUUGUAGAAGAGAAGGGCUUCUUGAAUCUUCUUAGAUCUUUGGGUCUAGGCAGUGAAACUCCCCCGAAUUCUGCAGACCUUCAUUCAGAGCUUGUUCAGCUCUAUGACCAAACAAAGGAGAGUGUGAAGAAAGCUUUACAAACUGCAGAAACGGUCUCUUUAGCAUGCGACUUCUGGAACUCUGGGGCUGGGCAAUACCUGAUGACGGUGACCUCUCACUUCAUCAGUGAACAAUGGAAGCGGGAAUCAUUUGUUUUGGAGACCACGCUGAUACCUGAGCAUUGGACCUCUUAUGAUACCAUCAACCAGUUAAAAAAAAUUGCUCACACAUGGGGUAUUGAGAAGAAGGUGCAAGUGGUGGUAACCAAUGCAAACAAUCUGGAAAUCGUUGCGAACGAUGUUGGGUGGGAGCAUUUGUCUUGUUUUGCCAAAACUCUCAACAGUGUGUUCAGGCAGGUCGCAAAAAGUGACAAUGUUAAGAAGGUGUUAGAGAAAUGUUCUAAAGUUGAUAUGUUGUUCUGCCACAACAUGGAAGAAAUGAAGAAACUCAGGGAGACUCAGAUCGAGCUAGAUUUGCCUCAACACAGUCUAACCUCAGCUAAUGAGGUCUCAUGGCUUUCGACACUGAUCAUGCUGGAGAGAAUCUCAGAGCAGCAGGAAGCUUUAGACAAGUUUCUGCUUGACAUGAACAAGUUCAAACUUCUGCUGAAGAAAGACGAUAAACGUGUUAUGCGGAGCCUGAUAAAAGCCCUCCAGCCCUUCAGGGAAGUCACAGAAGGAAUGAUGAAAGAUCAACACUGCUCGAUUUCCAACAUCAUACCAUGUGUAGAAGAACUGAAAAUGAAGCUGAAGCAGCAAACUGAGAACAGAGUGGCCCAGUCACUGGUUAAACAUCUGAGUUCUGAUCAAUUUAAACCCACAGCUCAUAUGACCAUGAGCACAGCACUCGACCCAAGAUAUAAACACAUUGUUCUGUCUGAAGCUGGAACCACUGAAGAAUUCGAGACAUGGCUCGUUUCUGAGUUAAAUCUGAAAUCUGAAGCCUUUUUGCUUUCACAGAAAAAAAAAUUAGAAGAAUACAUAAAAGCAAAACCCCUUCCAAAAAUGGGGAAUCCACUGAGCUUCUGGAGAUUCAAUUACAAAAAACUGAACAGCGUUGCCCACAAGCACCUCAACAUCGUUGCCACAGCCCUCCCUCUUGACCGCGCUUUUAACGUGCAGAAAUCACAACUAAUGUCCAGACGGCGAAGCUUCCUGCAGCCAGAAGUUUUAAACAUGAUGCUCUUCCUAAAUGGGAACUGUUCUACGGAGUAGAACAAGCACAUGGUCUUUCCAUUUCACGUAAGAUUUUAAACAAAUCUAUUUCUUCUUGAAUUUAAAAUGAUUAUUAUUAUAGAAAAUACAUAGCUUACUCUAUAAUCUACUGAGAAAGGACCAUUUCUACAAAAUAUAGGAAAAUAAUAGAUAAAUCAAGGCACAGGAACCUGUCCAGAGACCCAAAAAUUAAAAAAAAUGUCCAAUGUUUUAAAGAGGGUCAACUCAUGCAUCCGUUCCAGCCGUCGGCAAACCACAGUUCUCUACAGCAUGUGAAGGAAAACAGACACAGCACUGCAUAAAACAGGUGAAAAAUGAGGAACACAAAGUCGUUAGAGCAGAGAUAUUUUCAACAUGUUCGUUUUUUUAUAUAAUUAAUUUCUCCAAAGAAUAUUUUAAUUUUUCUGACCAGUCGGCUCAUUUAAGGAAUUUCUGUUUGUUUACUAUCAUUUUUAAACUUUAAGGAACAUUCAUUUGAGUGUUUUUUUUUUUCAUUUAAUUAAAGAAUAUGACUUUAUUAACUGUAUUUAAUUAUGGAUCUAUGAGUUUAGUUGAAUAUGGGAUGUGUUUAGAGAGUAACAGCCUGCAUGAAAAUGAAAUAGUCAUAUCGAAUUGCUGUAAAAAUGUUUUGAGUUGAGCUGAAGAGCAAAGUCAUAAUAUUACGAAAUUAAAGUAGUAAUUUUAUGAGAUUAAAGUCUUGGGCUGCCAGUUUAAAAAGCAUGGAGGAAAAGCACUAAAGUAUUGAUGCACUAAAGUAAAGCAGCAGAAAACCUGCUCUACAGGAGGCAUCUCGCGGCCAGGGUGCAGAUGGCGAAGAGCAAUGUAGACUUGGCUACCAGUAGCGAUGCCACCAUGGCAAAAUCUGGACACUUUAUUAGUCAACUGUGCCAAUAGAGCAACAAUAAGCAGCAGAUUAGAAAUGUAGAUAACUGAUCAUAAUCACAGCAGCCCUGUAAAAGAUCAUGAGCGAAAAUGCUCAUUUGUGUCUGUGCCUUAUAAAGUGGCAGGACAAGCAGUUAACCUUCAUUUCCCUCGUAAUAUUGUGACAUUAUUCUCGUAAAAUUAUGACAAUAUUCUCGUAAUAUUACGAUUUUAUUCAACUUUUGAGUCAACUUUUUUUUCCUAGAAGUGGAAUUUGUUAUGAAGUUGAAAAUGUAACGGUUCAUUCUGUGAUGUUUUAUUUAAAUCUUAAGACUGACAAUACCUCAAUAAGUCUGAGAUAUUUUAAUAAAACAGAAGCUUUCUGUGUGAAAU